Molecule: messenger RNA, 1528 nt
Organism: Rhinolophus ferrumequinum (greater horseshoe bat)
Lineage: Eukaryota; Metazoa; Chordata; Mammalia; Chiroptera; Rhinolophidae
Gene: SAP30BP
Product: SAP30 binding protein
Exons: 11
Coding region: 347-1273 (308 amino acids)
Biological process (GO): regulation of DNA-templated transcription
Cellular component (GO): nucleus
Source: RefSeq, a predicted model, not a curated record
AGCCAGCCGUGGGUCGACCAAGAGCGAAGGGCACUUGUUGGGCCGUUGAUGCCCGCUGGCUCGGGAACUACUUGAUGACCCCCAUAAGCCACCGCCAACUCGGAGAAGCCAAAACACUGGGCAAUCACUGUCAGGUAAAACCCAUACAACCUUGUAUCCGUCGCGCAGUGAUGACGUUGCGCUAGCGCUAGCCCGAGAGGCGGAGACAGGCGCAGAAACGGCCGUUUUGAUUGGUUCCCGGUCUGGAACCGGCGCGGGGUCUCCUGGGAUCCGAAGUCGCCUUUUCUCACGGAAGUCGGCUUUUUGCAGUCCUGGGGGUGAGCCGCGCCGGGGCUGUGGGAAUAAGAUGGCGGGGAAGAGGAACGUUCUGUCUUCUCUGGCAGUUUACGCAGAAGAUUCAGAGCCCGAGUCUGACGGCGAGGCUGGAAUCGAAACGGCAGGCAGCGCGGCUGAGGAGAAAGGCGGAUUAGUAUCCGACGCCUAUGGAGAGGAUGAUUUUUCUCGCCUCGGAGGUGAUGAAGAUGGUUAUGAAGAAGAAGAGGAUGAGAACAGCAAACAGUCGGAAGAUGACGAUUCAGAGACUGAAAAACCUGAGGCUGAUGACCCAAAGGAUAACCCAGAAGUGGAAAAGCGGGAUCCACAGGAAUUAGUUGCCUCCUUUUCUGAAAGAGUCCGGAACAUGUCACCUGAUGAAAUCAAGAUCCCACCUGAACCCCCUGGCAGAUGUUCGAAUCACUUACAAGACAAGAUCCAGAAGCUUUAUGAGCGGAAGAUAAAGGAAGGAAUGGAUAUGAACUACAUUAUCCAAAGAAAGAAAGAAUUUCGGAACCCCAGCAUCUAUGAGAAGCUGAUCCAGUUCUGUGCAAUUGAUGAGCUCGGCACCAACUACCCAAAGGAUAUGUUUGACCCCCAUGGCUGGUCUGAGGACUCCUACUAUGAGGCAUUAGCGAAAGCCCAGAAGAUUGAAAUGGACAAACUGGAAAAGGCCAAAAAGGAGCGAACCAAAAUUGAGUUCGUGACAGGCACCAAGAAGGGCACCACGACCAAUGCCACGGCUACGACCACCACCACGGCCAGCACAGCUGUUGCAGAUGCCCAAAAGAGAAAGAGCAAGUGGGACUCGGCCAUCCCGGUGACGACCAUAGCGCAGCCCACCAUCCUCACCACCACGGCAACACUGCCAGCUGUCGUCACCGUGACCACCAGUGCCAGUGGCUCCAAGACCACCGUUAUCUCUGCUGUGGGCACCAUUGUGAAGAAGGCCAAGCAGUGACCUGAGGGACCACUUCUCCUUUCCGUUGGCGGGAGAGCUGCUCCAGGACUUGACAAGACUGUGGGGCCCAGUGACCGAUGCCCAAGGGGAGGUGCCACUUCAUAUAUUCCAGGACUGGGACCUGCUCUCCAGAUGCCACCCCCAGAGGAACCGCUGUGGCAUGCCAGCCAGGAGAAGGACAUUGCUGUAGAGAGGGGCACUGUGGACAGUGUCCCCGCACGUGGGGUCUGUAGCGCUAUUAAAAGUGCUGUGUUC